Penicilliopsis zonata CBS 506.65 is the source of this 1648-nucleotide messenger RNA. RefSeq lists its product as hypothetical. Bases 214 to 1416 code for a protein of 400 amino acids. The record is from RefSeq and is a predicted model, not a curated record. Gene Ontology annotation, biological process: fungal-type cell wall organization. The transcript is spliced from 5 exons. Gene Ontology annotation, cellular component: fungal-type cell wall; plasma membrane. NCBI's taxonomy places the organism in Eukaryota, Fungi, Ascomycota, Eurotiomycetes, Eurotiales, Aspergillaceae.
UCCCAUCUCUUCAUAUCGCUUCUCUUCUUUCUUUCUCCCUUUCCUUUCGAACGUGCUUGCCAAUUCGUUUGUGCUCCACUUUCGCUCAAAGGGAAAAAGGCUCCUUCCGCUACUCGUUCGUUCAAGCUUUUCCCAUCUUUCUCGACACUCGUUUAACCUUUGUAUUACAUCUUUUAAUUCCAUCCAUUGCAGAUUCAAAUCUCAAGCAUCAUUAUGUCUGCCAUCAAGUACAUCCUGCCGGUCCUGGCUGCCGGUCGCCUUGCGCUCGCUGUCUCUUGCAAUGACACCGUCACCAUCAGCAGCCAGAGCGAUGCCGAUGACUACGCCAGCUGCACAACCAUCAGGGCCGAUGUCACCCUCUCCGAGUCCAUCAGCGGUGACAUCUCCCUGAGCGGCAUCGAACAGAUCACCGGUAGCCUCAGCUGCACCGGUGCCAGCAACCUGACCUCCCUGACGGCAGCCUCUCUGAACACCAUUGGUGACAAGUUCACCCUGAACGGCCUCACCACACUCAGUGCGCUCACCAUGGCUGACCUCACCAGCGUCGGCAGCAUUGACUGGGAGGCUCUCCCCAACCUGCAGACCCUCUCGUUCACUGCUGGUGUUUCCACGGCCGAUUCGGUCAUCAUCACCAACACUGGUCUGACCACCCUGGACGGCAUCUCCCUGGAGACCGUCGGCGAGUUCAGUAUCACUGACAACACCGCCCUGACGACCGUUAACGUCAACGAGUUGAAGAAUGCCACUUCGCUGAUCAACUUCGCUGGUAACGACAACUCUCUGGAGGUUGACUUCCCCAACCUGGGUACGGGUACCAACAUGACCUUCCGCAACGUCAGCAGCGUCCUGGUUCCCUCCCUGACCACUCUGAGCGGCGAGCUCGGCUUCUGGGGCAACACCUUCAAGAAAUUCAGCGCCCCCAACCUCACCACUACUGGUGACCUGGUCUUCGAUGACAACCCGGACCUGACCAACAUCAGCAUGCCCGUCCUCACUACCGUCAACGGUGGAUUCGAGAUCAUUGUCAAUGACAAGCUGUCCGUCAUCUCUUUCCCCGACCUCGAGACCGUCACUGGUGCCGUUGACUUCAGCGGCGAGUUUGACACUGUUUCCCUCCCUUCCCUGAAGGAAGUUAAGGGUGGUUUCAACGUGCAGAGCACUGGCAACUUCACCUGCUCCGCCUUCAAGUCCCUGCGUGCCGCUGGUGCUAUCAAGGGUACCUACACUUGCAAGGCCAACGCCGCUGACCCCACCACCUCUGAUGGAUCCUCCGGCACUGGCAGCAGCAGCAACACCACCUCCACUUCCUCUGCUUCCGCUACCAGCUCUGGUGCCGCUGUUGCCAACCUCGUCGCCAAUGUCCCUGCCAUGGGUGCUGCCGCCGUUUUCGGUGCUCUUAUGCAGUUCGCUCUGUAAAGCGCUUGCAAUGUUUUGUUUUGAUAAUUUGUUUUUCAAAGGUCCUGUAGAGUCGCCUAAUUAACAUUGGUUUUUUCAUCUUCAUUCUACUCUGCUGUUCUUAUGAUAAUAAUUUGAGCCUUCCUUAUCCUUUUCCCCCCCAAUCAUUUCCCCGUCCUCCCUGCACCUGAGGAUGAAAAAGAAAUCCAUUACCUGGGUUUCGUCCUCAUGAUAUGAACGUUUUUUUUUUUUU